This is a messenger RNA of Eruca vesicaria subsp. sativa (arugula), 3646 nucleotides long. The record is from the annotation of a GenBank genome assembly. Lineage: Eukaryota; Viridiplantae; Streptophyta; Magnoliopsida; Brassicales; Brassicaceae.
CGGAAAUCCGCGAAAAAUUCCAGGCAUAGAAGCAGCCACACCCACACAAGCUCAACUUCAAAGUUAUCUCUGUUCUUCUUCUUCCUUCCUCCACUUAUCUCUUUAUCUAUCCAAAUUGCUCAUUGAUUGUAAAAUUAGCUUAUGAUAUCGGUUUUUGAUUCGUCGAUAAACCCGCUACCCUAGUCGAAAUCCAUUGGAAUGAGAUAAGAGCUUCUGAUGUUAUUGUGAAUUUUUGUUUAUUUCUUUGUUUUUGUUCGUGUUCUGUGUUGAUUUAGAUGCCGUCGAUGCUGGUUCUCGUCGGCACAGUGCCGUCGUUGGUUUCUCUGGUUAGUCCAGGAGGAGCUGGUGCUAGUGUUUCCGGAACUUGUUCGUCGUAUGCAUUAGUAAAGAGGGUUUCUUUCUCAAGGAGAGGCGUUAAGGGGAGUAAGAGAUGGUUGUGUAGAUAUUCUGUUUCGUCUUCAGCUACUACUAGUACUACUGACUUCAUCGCUGAGGCGGCAAGCAGCAACUCAGUUUCUAUAGAUUCUAACUCUUUUAAAGAAGGGGAUGAUAGUGAGAUCGUGUUGAAGCAGGCUCCUAAACCUGUGUUGAAACCCCCUGUGGCGAGAGUGGAGAGGGGUUCUGGAGUGAGUAGUUCUGCUCCUUGGAGUAAGGAGUUAUCAAACGGGGCUAAGUUUGAUGGAGAGGAAGAGAGGAAUAAGGUUAUUGAAUCUCUUGGUGAAGUGUUGGAUAAAGCUGAGAGUUUAGAGAUUCCAAAACCGGGUAAGAAAGAAGGGGGUGGUGAGGGUGUUAAACCGUCACAGCCUAGUGCCAACAGUGGUGACUCCAAAAACGGUGCCGUUGCUGGUGGUGGAGGGACAAGGAAGACGAAGACGAUGAAGAGUGUGUGGCGUAAGGGAGAUGCUGUUGCAGCUGUGGAAAAAGUUGUUAAGGAAGAACCUAAAGUUGAUAGUAAGGGGAAAUCAGGUACUCAGUUGUCACCAUCACAGCCGCCUCUAAGACCUCAACCACCUUUAAGAGCUCAGCCACAGCUGCAAGGGAAGCCUAUGGUAGCUCCACCACCUGUGAAGAAACCCAUUUUAAAAGAUCUUGGUAUGUCAUCAAAACCUUCAGGUCCCAUUUUGAAAGAUGUUGGUAUGUCAUCAAAACCUUCAGGUCCCAUUUUGAAAGAUGUUGGUAUGGCCUCAAAGCCUCCAGUUUCUGAAGAGGUUGAUUCUAGCACAAAGGGUAAAGAAAGGAAGCCUAUAUUGGUUGAUAAGUUUGCUUCCAAGAAAAAAAGUGCUGAUCCUGCGGCCUCUCAGGCUGUGUUAGCUCCUACUAAGCCUGGAAAAGGUCCUCCUUCUAGCAAGUUCAGAGUUGAGCACCGUAAUAAAAGGAAUGCAGCUAAUCCAAGGCGAAGAAUGGCUGCUGAAGACGACGCUGAUGAAGAUGCAUCGGAGUUGAAUGUCUCCAUUCCUGGAUCAGGUAGAAAAGGGAGAAAGUGGAGUAAAGCUAGUAGGAAAGCUGCAAGACUCCAGGCUGCAAGAGAUGCAGCACCUGUUAAAGCUGAAAUUUUAGAGGUUGAGGAAGAAGGCAUGUCCAUUGAGGAUUUGGCUUACAACUUGGCCAUAGGUGAAGGUGACAUCCUUGGGUAUCUAUAUUCCAAAGGGAUUAGACCUGAUGGUGUGCAGACUUUGGACAGAGAGAUGGUGAGGAUGAUUUGUAAAGAUUAUGAUGUUGAGGUCCUGGAUGCUGAUUCAGUUCAAGUUGAAGAAAUGGCAAAGAAAAAGGAAAUUUUUGAUGAAGAAGAUUUGGACAAGUUAGAAGACAGGCCUCCUGUCAUCACCAUAAUGGGUCAUGUAGACCACGGAAAGACCACUCUUCUGGACUAUAUCAGAAAAAGCAAGGUUGCAGCUUCAGAAGCAGGGGGAAUUACACAAGGAAUUGGUGCAUAUAAGGUGUCAGUUCCUGUUGAUGGGAAGGUUCAGCCAUGCGUUUUCCUUGAUACUCCUGGACAUGAGGCAUUUGGUGCAAUGAGAGCUCGCGGAGCACGGGUCACUGACAUCGCAAUCAUUGUGGUUGCUGCUGAUGAUGGAAUCCGUCCUCAAACAAAUGAAGCAAUAGCUCACGCAAAGGCUGCUGGUGUCCCUAUAGUCAUAGCUAUAAAUAAGAUAGAUAAAGACGGAGCUAGUCCAGAGAGAGUGAUGCAAGAGCUUUCUUCAAUUGGUUUGAUGCCUGAAGAUUGGGGUGGUGAUGUUCCAAUGGUUCAGAUCAGUGCUUUGAAAGGGGAGAAUAUCGAUGAUCUGUUGGAAACUGUCAUGCUUGUUGCUGAGUUGCAAGAGUUGAAAGCAAAUCCACACAGAAAUGCCAAGGGCAUUGUUAUUGAGGCUGGACUUGAUAAAGCAAAAGGACCAUUUGCGACAUUCAUUGUUCAGAAGGGCACAUUGAAGAGAGGGGAUGUUGUUGUUUGUGGGGAAGCUUUCGGAAAGGUACGAGCUUUAUUUGAUCACAGCGGGGAACGAGUUGAUGAAGCUGGACCCUCCAUACCUGUACAGGUGAUUGGUUUAAACAAUGUACCCAUUGCUGGUGACGAAUUUGAGAUUGUCUCUUCACUUGACAUGGCGCGUGAGAUGGCAGAGGCACGUGCUGUAUCACUACGAGAUGAAAGAAUAUCUGCAAAGGCUGGGGAUGGAAAGGUCACGCUUUCAUCCUUAGCUUCUGCUGUAUCAGCUAAAAAGAUGUCAGGCUUAGAUUUGCAUCAGCUUAAUAUCAUCUUGAAGGUCGAUGUACAGGGAUCCAUUGAAGCUGUCAGACAAGCUCUGCAAGUCCUUCCUCAAGAGAAUGUGACAUUGAAAUUUUUGCUACAAGCGACAGGGGAUGUGAGCAACAGUGAUGUUGAUCUAGCAUCAGCGAGUGAAGCCAUCAUAUUUGGAUUUAAUGUCAAAGCAUCUGGCUCUGUGAAAAAAGCUGCAGAAAAUAAAGGUGUUGAAAUCCGACUAUACAGAGUUAUCUAUGAGCUUAUCGACGAUGUACGAAACGCAAUGGAAGGACUUCUUGAGUCUGUUGAGGAACAAAUCCCAAUAGGGUCAGCAGAAGUUCGAGCUACUUUCAGCAGUGGAAGUGGCCGUGUGGCUGGAUGCAUGGUGAAUGAAGGGAAAUUUGUCAAAGAUUGUGGCAUCAGGGUGAUCAGGAAGGGUAAAACAGUCCAUGUUGGUGUCCUUGAUUCUCUUAAACGUGUCAAAGAAAAUGUGAAAGAGGUGAGUGCUGGAUUAGAAUGUGGUAUUGGUAUGGAUGACUAUGACGAUUGGAUUGAAGGAGACACCAUUGAGGCCUUUAACGCGGUUCAAAAGAGGCGAACGCUGGAAGAAGCAUCGGCUUCAAUGUCUGCUGCAAUUGAGGAGGCUGGAGUUUGAGUUGCAAUUUUAGUCAUCAAAGAAGCUCAAGCAAACAGGGUGCAGCGUUGGGUCUUACAACAGUUUGGUUGGUACAUUGUUUGUAUGGUCUCAUGUUGUAUAUGGCAAAUGUUUCUACAUUCAGUCCAUUAAUGUAGGAAAAACAAAAAAGAAAAACAAAAUGUGACAAUGUUUUGUUGAAAAAAUCAAAAAGGUAAUUACUUAUUUUAAUAUUUGUAUAAAUCAUUCCUUUUAAUUCAAAUUUUGUGUUAUAA